AUGGAUGCACAUCAUGCCAUGACGGAAACUCAUCGCCAUCUUUUGCAAUUUUUGAUGGCUCACCGAUUUCAAUCGGAAGAUGAUUUACGAGACAAACUAGAGAAUUAUAAAUUGGAACAUCAAUACGGAUUAUUAGUGGAAAAUAUGCGUUCGCAAAAUACCAAUGUACAUUAUGAUAAAACUUUGGAAGAAUUCAUCGGAACCAUUAAUAGGGCUCUUUCACUUCUACAUUUUAAAAUUGUCAAGACAAAACAUCCCAAGACUCGAAAAAUACUUUAUACAAUCAUUAAUGAAUUAGAUGACGAAAUUUCAAAAUUAUCAACAAGAUUUUCUCCCGACGAAUUGACCUUCUUUAAAACACUCAUAGAGGCCCUUGCAGAUGAACAAGAUAUUUCCAAACUAACAGCUAAUAGCAAUAGACCAAAAACUUUGAGUAUGGAAGCAGCUGAUAUUGCAUUGGAUGCAUUCAUUGAAGAAGGUUGGCUUGAAGAAAUCAACGGAAAGCUAGCACUAGGUAUUCGAUCCAUCACUGAUUUAGAGACUGUAAUUUCCGAACUUACAGCAAUGGCAGAUGAAGAACCGGCAACAGAAGAGGUUCAAGAAGAAGAUGAAUAA
This is a messenger RNA of Naegleria fowleri, 615 nucleotides long. RefSeq lists its product as uncharacterized. The transcript has a single exon. Gene Ontology annotation, molecular function: ubiquitin-protein transferase activity. The coding region runs from base 1 to 615 and encodes 204 amino acids. The record is from RefSeq and is a predicted model, not a curated record. Gene Ontology annotation, cellular component: nucleus; Smc5-Smc6 complex. Gene Ontology annotation, biological process: double-strand break repair via homologous recombination; DNA damage tolerance. Lineage: Eukaryota; Heterolobosea; Eutetramitea; Acrasida; Naegleriidae.